AUGUUGAGCUAUGCAGUGGUCGCGUUUUUGUCAGUUUCUUUGGCAUUGCUCUUUAUUCCUUACGACUUGUCCGUUAAAUCAAGAGAGGAAUCAGUCCAGGGCCCCCCUGUGCGACUGUUGAGUGAGCGUGAAUUGUCACUGCACAACGGAGAGAGGGGCAGCAGGGGCCUUUACCUGGCCAUCCUGGGGCAAGUUUUUGAUGUACAAAAGGGAGACAAGCAUUAUGGACCCGGUGGUGGCUACCAUUUUAUGGCAGGUAAAGAUGCUUCACUGGCCUUUGUCACUGGUGACUUUUCGGAAACCGGCCUGACCGAUGAUGUGUCCAGUCUGUCCCCUCUGCAGGUCGUGGCUCUUCAUGACUGGCUGACCUUCUAUCAGAGAGAUUACCUAAAUGUUGGGGUAGUAAUAGGCCGAUUCUACGAUGAGGCUGGACAGCCCACAGAGGCCCUGUUGCAAGUGGAAGCCUUACUAGCUGAAGGCCAGCAAAUCAAGGCCCAAACGGAGGCUGAAAAAGUGCACUUUCCUGCCUGCAAUUCAGAGUGGAGCGCCGGCAGAGGAGGAAGAGUCUGGUGUUCUACUAAAAGUGGUGGAGUGAUACGAGACUGGAUAGGAGUCCCACGAAAGCUCUUCUCUCCAGUGUCAAACAGUGUUCGGUGUGUCUGUGUUCAAGAUCCGUCUGCAGCGGAGGAGGAUCCCAGCCUGCAGAAAUACGAUGGCUGCCCUCCACAGUCUGACUCAUGCUCUGUGGGAGAGGACUAA
Menidia menidia (Atlantic silverside) is the source of this 759-nucleotide messenger RNA. Lineage: Eukaryota; Metazoa; Chordata; Actinopteri; Atheriniformes; Atherinopsidae. The record is from the annotation of a GenBank genome assembly.